Messenger RNA from Lagopus muta (rock ptarmigan), 1344 nucleotides. Its product is annotated as myb-related transcription factor, partner of profilin-like. NCBI's taxonomy places the organism in Eukaryota, Metazoa, Chordata, Aves, Galliformes, Phasianidae. Gene Ontology annotation, cellular component: nucleus. The coding region runs from base 26 to 982 and encodes 318 amino acids. The record is from RefSeq and is a predicted model, not a curated record. The transcript is spliced from 2 exons.
UGAGGCGGCGGCGGCGGCGGGCAGCAUGGCGGCGGCGGGCGGCGCGGCGCGGCGGGGGCUGCUGAAGCGGAAGCCCAACUUCACGCUGCAGGAGAUCGAGAUCCUGAUGAGCGAAGUGCUCCGCUACGAACCGCUGCUCUUCGGCGCCGCCGCCAGCACCGUGAACGCCUACGAGAAGCAGAAGAUCUGGUGGCGCAUCACCAAUAAGAUCAACGCCGCCGGCCGCAACCAACGCGACAUCGGCGAGGUGAAGAACCGCUGGAGGGGGCUGCGCCGCCGCGCCAACGAUAAAAUCACCCGGCACCGGCAGGAGCGGCAAGGACCGGCACCGCGAACCAACGCGGCCCGGCACCACGGGGCCGCCGGAACCGGCACCGCCAGCGCUGAGCUCGGCCCCGGACCCGCGCCCCUAUGGGGACCGCGCGGCGGCGAAGCGGCACCGCUGCUCGGAGGGGAAAGGGCGGCACCGUGCGGUGUGAAGGAGGAGGCGGUGAAGGAGGAACCGAUGGAGGUGAAGACGGAGCCCUUCCAUGACCCCACGGACGGCGGCACCGUCCCGGCACGGCGGCAGCCCCGCAGCAGCACCCAGACACCCGGCGAGGGCUGGAGCCCCCCGCAGCCCCCCCACCCCGACCUGGGGAUCCAACCAGAACCUCCGGGCUGCGACUUUCCCAGCAGCGUCAUCUUCGAGCCGGACACCGAACAGCUCAGUGACUGCAGCGAAACGGGGGGGGGAACCCCCGGCGGGACGGACGGGACCCCCGAAAGCAGCGCCCGGCUCAGCCCGGCCGAGCUGCGCCUCAUCCGCUGCAACGAGCGCCUGGUGCAGGAGAUGCGAGCCUUCCGCAGGGAGUGCGCCGAGAGCCGCCGGGAGAUGGCAGCGGUGCUGCGCAGCAUCGCUCAGGCGCUGGGCGGCCUCAGUGCCAGCCUGGCCCAGAUCCGCGAGCGCUACCUCGGGGGGCACGCGGCCCCCCAGCCCUGAGCCCCCCCCAGCCCCCCGCCCGCGCCUCCCGUCCCCUUUUUAUUAUCUGAACUCCCCACUUCAAUAAAACUCAGCGCUGGCCCCUCGGUUUCCCCCCCUCCUCAGGAGCCGCGGGUGGCUGACGGGCUUUUUGUUAAUAGGAAAGAGGUUGGGGUGCGGUGCUGAGAGCCCAGAGGCGGCACAAAGCCCAACAUCCGUGCAGCGCAUCGGCGCUGUGGGUCCCACUCAGGCUGCUGCGAUGUGGCAGUCCCAAAUUUAGUCCCCCCUUCCCUCCUCCCCCCCCCGCCGUGCCGCUGCAUGGUGUGAAUCACUCCGAAAAUAGGCAGUGAAUCACAGCCCACAGCGGAUGGGGGGGAGACGCG